AUGAAGAGAAAGCAUUAUGUGGGCAACCAAGAACAAAAUACACAAGAAGGAUCCGGUUGCGACGACUGCAUCGAAGCUGAGCAAAAUUACAUUAGUAAGCCCAUUCUAUUCACUAUCAAUAAGUUACAAAGUAUUCCUGACAAGCCGAUCAAAGUAGGAGUAAGAAUAGGCGGACGAAAUCUCACUAUGGAAUUAGAUUCAGGCGCAGCGACAUCGGCCGUCUCAGAAAAGUUCUACGAAAAACAUUUGCAGUGCUUUAAACUAAAAGAAGCUAACCUUGAAUUAGUGACGUAUAACGGGCAAAAUUUAAGUGUGCUGGGAUGUAUUGAACCGGUAGUGGCUUACUCUGGUAAAGAGAAAAGUGUAAGUUUCGCUUUGGGAAAAUACAAGCCAGUGCCAUUGAGCCUGCAGUCCAUUGUGAACAAAGAAAUCGAGUUGAUGGAGAUUAACGGUGUUAUAAGUAGAUGCGACUCAUCAGAGUGGGCUACUCCGAUCGUCCCUGUUCUAAAGGAUGAUGGAAAACGGAUUCGGCUGUGCGGUGACUAUAAAGUGACAUUAAAUAAAGUUUUAAAGGACGUGCGUCAUCCAUUGCCCCGAGUGGAAGAGGUAAUGAGUAAACUGGCUGGUUCUAAAUAUUUUUCUAAACUAGAUUUGAGUAGAGCAUAUAACCAAUUUGAGUUGAGUGAAAAAUCUAAAAAGUUGUGCGCACUUUCCACUCACAAAGGAGUGUUCUUGAUGAACCGACUGCCGUUUGGAGUAAAACCAGCUUCAGGAAUAGUGCAAAGAGAGCUAGAAAAGUUGUUGGCUACAGUUCCGGGCGUGGUAAAUUUUCUAGACGAUGUAUUAGUUGCAGGUAAAACGCGUGAAGAACAUUUGGAGAGGUUGGUGCAAGUUUUAAAAAUAUUAGAAGAUGCUGGACUGACGUUAUGUAGAGAGAAAUGUAGUUUCAUGAUGCAUAGGGUAAGAUACCUUGGUUUCGAGAUUUCAGGUGACGGUAUUACUAAAACAAGUGACCGAAUUAAAGCUAUAUCAGAAGCGAAACCACCAGCUAACGUGCCUGAAGUGCGUGCCUUUGCCGGACUCGUGAACUACUACAGUAGGUUCGUGAAAAGUUUAGCUAAUCUAAUGUCACCCCUAUACCAGCUGCUAAGAAAAAAUCAAAAAUUCGAUUGGGGCAUAGAGUGCCAAGAAGCAUUCAAGAAGGUCAAAAACGAAAUUUGUAAGGAUAUAACUUUGACACAUUUUGAUCCAAACAAGGAUAUAGUGUUGAUUUGUGACGCGUCAAAAGACGGAAUAUCAGCGGUGUUAGCACACAAAAUUGACAAUGUCGAUCGCCCUGUGGCAUUUGCUUCUAGAGUAUUGAGUGGUUCAGAGAAAUCAUACAGUGUAUUACACAAAGAAGGUCUGGCCAUAAUGUACGGUUUAAAUAAGUACUACCAAUAUUUAGCAGGAAACAAGUUCACCAUCAAAACCGAUCACAACCCAUUGGUAUCCAUUUUGAGCCCGCAGAAAGGUAUACCGGUUAUGGCUGCUGGACGCAUCCAGCGAUGGGCUAAUUUUCUCUCCGGUUUCAAUUACAAUCUGGAAUACGUUAAGUCCGGAGACAACAUUGCAGAUUAUCCGUCAAGAGCACCCAUAGAAUCGUGGGAACUGUGGAAAGAAGAUGCUUCGUACCUGGAUUUUGUGACGUCACAAGAAACGGUUCUGGUGGAUAAAAAAAUGUUGAAGAGGAGCACCGACAACGAUGAAACUUUGACCAAACUACGAAAAUGUAUUUUGGACGGGAACCGAUGUGGUGCCGACGCAGAAUUGGUGGCUUUUAAAAAUGUCUUCGAAGAGCUGUCUAUAGAAGACGGCAUCAUCAUGCGUGGCUAUCGUGUCGUAGUACCGAUCACACUACGGAACGAAAUGCUGCGCAUUCUUCAUUCGUCCCAUCUUGGUAUCAAUAAAAUGAAAAGCGUUGCGAGAGGUAGCAUUUGGUGGCCUGGUCUCGAUUAUGAUAUAAAAAUACACGCUCAACAGUGUGAAUCGUGUGCCCUGGAACAACCGUCACCGCCUCGGGCAAAACUCAUUCCAUGGAACGUCCCUGAAAAGCUUAUGGAAUGCAUGUCCAGAUUCGGUUUGGUCGACGAAGUAGUCAGUGACAACGGCACACAAUUUACAGCCGAAAAAUUUCGGCGGUUUCUGACAGCCAACGGAAUCAAGCAUACACUCACAGCGCCGGGUCAUCCAGCAACAAACGGUGCUGCGGAAAAUUUUGUAAAAUCCUUCAAAACAUCAUUAAAGAAAUCCCUCCGAAGCAGAAAUGGUCGAGCUCUAACAGAAAUUAUCUGCAACAUUUUGAUGGGCUACCGUAAAUCAAAACAUUGCUCGUCACAAGUGGCUCCUGCGAUCGCAAUGUUCAACAGAGACAUAAAGUCGAGAAUGGAUCUGGUAAACCCCAUGAACAAAACGUGCACAACAUCAGACCGCAUGAAAUUGAAUAUCGAACGAAGCCAAAAAAAACAGAUAAAGCAAUAUAAGGGAGUUAGAGAAGCAGUGUUCAACAGAGGGGAAUCGGUGUUUGUUAGAGAUUACUCUAAUCCGAACAAAACUGCCUGGACGAAAGCAGUGGUGCUGCACACAGUGGGUCUAAGAAACUACAUAGUAAAGCUUGACGUUUCUGGUAGAACCAUCAAGCGUCACACUGAUCAAAUGGUGAAGGAUAACACAGCAGUAAUAGAGACCUCCGAGCAACUUCAACGUGAACCGAAAGUAAAAGACACUUUCACGAAGGUGCCACCGCAAUGUGACGUGGGUCAGGGAUUAGCGAAGACUGAAGAAGUGUCCUACAAAAAUAUUUUGAGCAAUCAAUCACAAGAGGAUCCGAAAAACAGGAACGGACAGCUUGUUGCAGUAGAAGAAGAGAGCUCAGCUUAUGAACCAUCGGAAGAAAUGUUUAAACAGAGGAUCGAAACAAUUAUCAUGAACAGGUUUGGAUAA
Molecule: messenger RNA, 2982 nt
Organism: Wyeomyia smithii (pitcher-plant mosquito)
Lineage: Eukaryota; Metazoa; Arthropoda; Insecta; Diptera; Culicidae
Exons: 4
Coding region: 1-2982 (993 amino acids)
Biological process (GO): DNA integration
Molecular function (GO): nucleic acid binding
Source: RefSeq, a predicted model, not a curated record